Messenger RNA from Agrilus planipennis (emerald ash borer), 586 nucleotides. RefSeq names its product ejaculatory bulb-specific protein 3. The record is from RefSeq and is a predicted model, not a curated record. NCBI's taxonomy places the organism in Eukaryota, Metazoa, Arthropoda, Insecta, Coleoptera, Buprestidae. The transcript is spliced from 2 exons. The coding region runs from base 76 to 471 and encodes 131 amino acids.
GACUCCGUACCAUCGAAUCAUAGUGUGCUUUGAAACCGAAAGAAGAAAACAAGUUUCUAAAAAAAAAAAUCAAAAAUGAAAAGUUUUGCAAUUGUUACGCUUUUGGCCGUUGCCAUGGCAGUGGUUUAUGCCGCUCCCGAUGGCGUUAAGUUCACCACCAAGUACGACAACAUUGACCUGGAUGAAAUUCUCCAAAACGAGAGACUUUUCAACAACUACUUCAAGUGUCUAACCGGCGAGGGAAAAUGCACCCCUGACGGCGAAGAACUCAAAAAGGACAUUCCUGAGGCCUUAAAGAACAAGUGUGGAGGAUGCAGCGAAAAGCAGAGGGAAGGUGCAAAGAAAGUUGUCCAAUUCCUUGUGAAGAACAAACCAGAACAAUUCAAGAAACUCGAACAAUUGUACGAUCCCGAAGGUAACUACAGACGUGAUAACAAGGAACUGUUGGAAAAAGAAGGCAUUCAUUUGUAAAUAAUUUAGUAUUAUUAUGCCCGCCGCAAGGAUUAUGUUGAUUCUGAUUUUUAUUGUUGAGCUCUUGUCUUACUGUUCUAAUAUAGGCAAUCAAUAAAUUUUAUUUCAUAUACAA